AUAUACCAGGCAGCCGCAACCACGGGCAUAUAGCUUCGCCAAUUGGACAGCACCCAAGCACAACUCACAUCUGCCAACAUGUCGUCAGGUCAAGGAUACGGCUCUGCCUACAACGCACCCCAAGACGGCUUCCCGUCGACGAACCCGUGGGCAGAUCAAGUGCCGCAAUCCACGAAUCAGCAGCAGCAACAGCAGCAGCAAGCACAACAGAGACCGUCUGGCUACGAGCCACCUCCAGGCCCGCCACCGCGUGGCAACACUUUCAAUGAGGAAACUUUCGUACCGGAGGACCAGAGGGGCGAGCAACGCGAAGCCCUGGAGCAAUUCGAGAUGAACAAUACGAAGCCAGAGUCACAGGCAGACCGGGAUGUAGCUCAGUUGUCAGCAGAAUUCCCGCGCAUAGAUUCAUCCCUCGUUGCCGCCCUCUACUCCGAUACUCAAUCAGUGGCAGCAGCGCGAGAGAUGCUCACGGAGCUGGCGGCAAGUCAACAAUAGUCGACAUGUGCAAGUCAAGCGUGAAAAGCAAUUCGAGCGGUUUAAGCACAGACAGGCGCUGUUACCACAGAUCGUGGACCGAGAGCACAGGGAACGUGGAUGCCUGAUUUUAAGCCUGAUGUGGGGUCCCGAUGUCGCGCCCACUGGUGCUCGGCUUAAGUACCUCGUCACAGUGUUGGUGCCGAGCUGUCACCAGCUCCAUGCACCAUUGCCACAGCUCAUUGCUUCUCGCGGCAGCUGUCUUGCUUGCAGUAUAACAAACAACUCGAGAACUCACCCUUACCCAAUUCAUGUAGGCGAGCAGUUGC
Messenger RNA from Cercospora beticola, 803 nucleotides. RefSeq lists its product as uncharacterized. The record is from RefSeq and is a predicted model, not a curated record. Lineage: Eukaryota; Fungi; Ascomycota; Dothideomycetes; Mycosphaerellales; Mycosphaerellaceae.